UGCAUAAGCUGUUAUAACAUGUCAGAUUUUUUUUUUUUUUUUUUUUGAAAUUUAUUGCCAAUUUUAAAAAGGAAGUAAGGUGAACUAUAAAUAGUUUUAUCGAUACAUUAAGAAAUAUAAUUAACUACGAUAUAGUUAUUAACUGCUUUCGUUACUUUUCUUUCUUUUAAAAAAAUUGAUACCUCAUUCUAUAGACCAAACUUUUCUAAUUGAAAAUAUUAAUUAGACUGUAGGAUCAUUUUCAUUAUAUCAAUUAGUUUGGCUAGAAUAUUUUUCAGCUUCGAAUCUGAUACCCUAUUCCAUAUUUAAAGGAUAUGAACGAUUGUAAUUUCCAGUGUAACCUACCUGUUAUACUUGGACAGUUAAGUGCUGACUGCAGUUUUAUUGCACUCUGAGAAGAUAAAAAUUAUUUCCAUCCUGACUAAGAAUUACAAAACAAUUUUUACUAUUGGGUAAUGUAAUAUAUAGAGAUUAAUUUAAAAAAUCUUGCAUAAUCCAGUACAUUGUAUUAAUAAAAUUUAACUUAUUGGGGGUUUUAAUUAAUUUUAAUACAACUGUUUCAUUCUGAAAUUCACUAAUUUGCUUAGAAAAUAAAUUUCGUAUCGUAUUUAAAAUGAGCCUUUUACAAGAUUUAAUUUUUAAUCUGGAAAUGUGUUGCUUAUUAUUAACUGAAGAAAAUGAAGUUUCUUGAAUCAUUUUACAAAUGAAGGCUGCAUUAUAUGUCACUUUAAAAUGAGCACACUCACUGAAGAACAGCGAAAGAGAAUUGAAGAAAAUCGUCGUAAAGCUAUAGAAAGAAGAGCAGCACUUUCUGGUGCCGUUAAUAAAAAUCCUAGUAAUAGUCUGUCAAUAGCUUCUACUGCAAACAAUACUAAUGGAAACAGACAAAUAAUUACCUCAAAUAAUUCCAGCUCUAUACCAAAGUCUGUUAGCCCUGUUUUUCCAAAUAAAUAUCCUAAUAAUGCACUUAAUCAAAACAAAACAUCUAAUUUAAUACCUGUUGCAAGUAAUUCUAAAAACGAAAAACAAGUUGCCAAAAUUUUUCAGUCUCAUGAUUAUGUAAAAGGCAAUUGUGUGUUACUAAAUCGUAAACGAUUUUAUGUAGAUAUGGGCUAUAACAAAGAAGUGAUAGAAAUUUUUAAAGCAAUCCCAAACAGACUAUAUGAUAUGCAGACUAAAAAGUGGAAUUUUCUUAUUGAAGAUCAUGAAAAAUUGAUGGCUCUUCUGAAACCUUUACAGCCAAACGUUUUAAUUGUUCCUUUACCUCGAUUCAUACUGAAGAUAUUUUCCCAAGUUCCAGAAACUAGAACUAUCAAAGAUUAUGAUUUAUCUACAUUGGAUCCUGUUAUGUUGCACUCUUUAUUGCCUUUUCAAAAGGAUGGAGUUAAAUUUGGAAUCCAAAAUGAAGGAAGAGUCUUAAUUGCAGAUGAUAUGGGUUUAGGGAAAACUAUACAAGCUAUUGCAAUUGCUAAUUACUAUUCUAAUGAUUGGCCAUUAUUAGUUGUAACCCCAUCUUCUGUGAGAUAUUCUUGGGAACAAUCAUUUCACACAUGGUUGCCUUCAUUAGAUAAAGCUGAAAUAAGUGUAAUUAAUUCUGGCAAAGAUCAUAUUCCUAAUAACAAAGUUAUAUUGAUGAGUUAUGACUUACUGACUAAAAUGAAAGAUGUUAUUGUAAAACGAAAAUUUAAAUCUGUCAUCUUCGAUGAGAGUCAUUCUCUUAAAAACCCAAAAUCUGCUCGAACUAAAGCUGCCCAAGAAGUUAUUAAGAAUGUUAAAAGAAUUAUUAUGUUAAGUGGUACCCCAGCUUUAUCUCGACCUAUUGAAUUGUACACACAACUUUCUGCUUUACGGCCCCGAGAAUUUUUCUCGUAUAUGGAAUAUGGUAUGCGUUACUGUAAUGGAAAACAGACUCCAUGGGGCUGGGAUUUUAAUGGUUCUUCCAAUAUGGGAGAAUUACAAAUUUUGCUUGAAGAGACGGUCAUGAUUCGAAGAUUAAAAUCGGAUGUUUUGCAGCAACUUCCUUCCAAAUUUCGACAAAUGAUUCUCCUUGAUCCUUCGCGAAUAUCCACAAAAAGCAAAGUUUUGAUGGCCAUGUCCAGGAAAUUGCAGCAAGAAAGUUUAAAGGGCAUGGAAAGAAGAGGAGUAUUAUUGGAGUAUUUCCAUGAAACUGGUGAAGUCAAAUUAAAAGCUGUCUGUGAAUAUAUUCUUGAUCUUUUAGAAAGUGAUAAAAAAUUUAUUUGCUUUGCUCACCAUCAAAAUGUCAUUAAUGGAAUAUGUAAAGUAAUAGAAGAAAAGAGAAUCGACUACAUUCGAAUCGAUGGUUCAGUGUCAUCUGAACAACGUUUGAAAUUGUGUGAAAAAUUUCAGCUUAAUGAUUCUUGUAAAGUAGCUGUUCUGAGUAUAACUUCUGCUAAUUGUGGUAUAACUCUGACUGCUGCGAAUUUAGUUGUUUUUGCUGAAUUAUUUUGGAAUCCUGGAAUUUUGACACAAGCUGAAGAUCGAGCUCAUCGGAUUGGUCAACAGGACAAUGUUGUUGUUCAGUAUCUAGUAGCAAAGGGAACUGCUGACGAUGAAAUUUGGCCUUUGGUACAAAGGAAGUUGGAUGUUCUAAAUAAGGCAGGUCUAAGUAAGGACAAUUUUAAAUCGGCAGAUACUGUUUUGAGAGAACAAAUAGAUCAGCCUAAAUUAGAAGACUUCUGGAAUGAGCUUGAUAAAUCUCUUGAGGGAGAAUGGAAAUUAAAUUGUGACAUUCCUGAAAAACGCAUGAAAUUAGUGCCAUAAAAAUACAAAUGAUGUUAUUGCUAAUUUAAAUGUGUAAAAUGUUUUUGCGUUUUUACUUGAAAUAAAUGCUUCAUUCCUUUGGAUUUCAA
Molecule: messenger RNA, 2870 nt
Organism: Argiope bruennichi
Lineage: Eukaryota; Metazoa; Arthropoda; Arachnida; Araneae; Araneidae
Gene: Marcal1
Product: SWI/SNF-related matrix-associated actin-dependent regulator of chromatin subfamily A-like protein 1
Exons: 2
Coding region: 733-2781 (682 amino acids)
Biological process (GO): replication fork processing; DNA repair
Cellular component (GO): nuclear replication fork
Molecular function (GO): ATP binding; ATP-dependent chromatin remodeler activity
Source: RefSeq, a predicted model, not a curated record